This is a messenger RNA of Diaporthe amygdali, 2046 nucleotides long. RefSeq lists its product as uncharacterized. The transcript has 4 exons. The coding region runs from base 1 to 2046 and encodes 681 amino acids. The record is from RefSeq and is a predicted model, not a curated record. Lineage: Eukaryota; Fungi; Ascomycota; Sordariomycetes; Diaporthales; Diaporthaceae.
AUGGACAACAUCUACACCGGGAUUUGGACGAACUGGUCUCGUGGUGCUAUCUUAGGGUCAACACUUACCACGACCAAACAGUACGGCAACCUUCUUAUUGCAUUCAUGGCCCUGUUCAUUGGGUUUGUGGCAUCUAGGCUCUGGAAGAUUUCCUGCCUUGCCUUGCAUCGAUGUUACUCGACCGCCGACAAGAGAAGUCCCAUCCACCACCAGCGCCAAGUCAUACUGCGCAACUCGCGCACUGCAGAAUCAGCCCUAUUUGAAAUCUUGUGUCUUCUGUGGGCAUGGCGCAAAUCACAAUUUCCACGCAUUGCUGGCCUCAUACCCUUGACCAUAUUCACAUUCUGUUACCUAACAGCUUUUACAGCCGCAGGAGGUUUCUCGUCAAAUAUUUCUAGCUCCAUCGGUGACGAGGUCUUGAUCAAGAGCCAGUACUGCGCUACGAUAAUAACUAAUAGUACGAUGGAAGGCAGCUCAAUAAGGAAUCGAUGGCAAUCGGAGCGAUCGAACAGUGCCGCAAACUAUGUCCAGCAAUGUUAUAGCAACAUCAGCCAGUCCAGCGCAACAACAGCUUGCAACAAGUUUGUCCUCAGCAGUCUUCCAACAUAUGAAGUGAACGCAAGCGCCGAGUGUCCUUUCCAGCAUCAAAUAUGUCGCAACCCGCAAUCCACGCUUCGAUUAGACUCGGGCUACAUUGACAGUCACGAAGACCUGGGAUUGAACGCUCCCAAGGAUAAAAGAUUUGCGUAUAGAUAUGUGUUGCAUUGUGCUCCACUUGAAACAGACAACUACAUCAGCCACGUCAAGAAGGAUGGUAGGGGCUGGGACAGGUACCAUUAUGGAAGUGUUCCUAUAGGACCAGCUGACAAUCGGACGGGUUCUAUUGAUUAUCUCUACAUGAUCGACGACUUACACUCCCAGUAUAGUCCUGCUAUACGUGGCAUCAGCAUGGCCGGUAGGAAUUUCAAACUGGGUAUCAUGAUGUUCAGAGGAGAGCCAGAUGUCUGGACUCCGAUACCUGAGCUAAUGGACGAUGAGUGGUACCGCGCGACCGUGCCUGACAGCCUCAGCUAUGUGUCAACAGACUCUGGAGCCCAGCAGACCUGGCGUCCGAAUGUUUCAGCAUCGCCAAUGGGAUGUGUUGAGCAAUUCCAGGUGUGUAACUUGGCAUAUCCAAAGCACCGGGGCUGUGGGCCGCUGGCAGGCUAUUUUGAUGCUGUCUAUGGGGCUGCGAAAUAUUUCAACGUGACAGAGGAAACUUUGGAUCCAAACCGGCCGUUUUCAUCCAACGCGACUUCUGCUCGCUUCAUAUGGCCUUUGGUGGCCAUGAACAGUGCCCCUACCGUUCUGACAGCCGUGUUAAACUCUCUCGGAACAGCCUCACUCGCGUCUCAAUCUGAACUUUUCGCCGGGAACCAGCAGCCCCUUCCGAAGAAUCAAUGGCAGUUGGACAAGAUUCGAAGCUCAGCAUACACUUCUUUCAGCUGUUUUGGCCUUUAUUUCACCGUCAUAACGGGUGCUCUCAUUACCAUAACAUCAUACAGCCUAGAACCGAUUUUGAAUUGGUUGCAUAAGCAUCGACAGCAUAAGUCAUACGCAAACCUCGAGUGGAUCAGCAAUAACAGCCUACAGCUGCAUCGUAUGAUACACGAGCGGCUGAUGGGGCAGGACUGGGCUAAUUGUACUGAUGACGUCCCAAUAACAGACCCGGAAACCUCCCUAGUGAAUCUCGACAUCUCGGAUCCAGAACACCCGAUAAUUCGCAGGCCGCAGGCUCCAGAGAAGAGGACCGUUUCUGUUGAAUUUAGUACUGCCCCUGCACUGGCCUCCUCUCCAAUCGGUGGAUCUUUUCAUUCGGCCAGCGCGGCCGACCUGAGUGGACGUACGUCGACGUCGACUAUAUCGUCUUCAUCAGAUUGGUCCUGGACGCUCAAUGUCCGAUCAGCGAUAAUGAGUGUCAGCGGCCAGCUUAGUGUUGAAGAAAACGAAGACGGCGAUGCAAAUGAAGACAUGAUGGGUGCUACAGAGAACAGAGAGCGAGCGUAA